This is a messenger RNA of Sphenostylis stenocarpa, 1011 nucleotides long. NCBI's taxonomy places the organism in Eukaryota, Viridiplantae, Streptophyta, Magnoliopsida, Fabales, Fabaceae. The record is from the annotation of a GenBank genome assembly.
AUGGAUAAUUCCACCCAGGAAUCCCACCUUCGAUCGGAGAACUCGGUCACCUACGAAUCACCGUAUCCAAUCUACGCCAUGGCCUUCUCCCCCUCCCACCCCCACCGUCUCGCCCUCGGAAGCUUCAUCGAAGAUUACACCAACCGCGUUCACAUCCUCUCCUUCCACCCCGACACCCUCUCCCUCAACCCCCACCCCUCCCUCUCCUUCGACCACCCUUACCCUCCAACCAAGCUCAUGUUCCACCCUCGCAAACCCUCCCCCUCCUCCUCCUCCGACCUUCUCGCCACCUCCGGCGACUACCUCCGCCUCUGGGACGUCCGCGAAAACUCCGUUGAGCCUCUCUCCCUCUUCAACAACAGCAAGACCAGCGAGUUCUGCGCCCCCCUCACCUCCUUCGACUGGAACGACAUCGAGCCCAACCGCAUCGGCACCUCCAGCAUCGACACCACCUGCACCAUCUGGGACAUCGAACGCACCGUCGUCGAGACGCAGCUUAUCGCCCACGACAAGGAGGUCUACGACAUCGCCUGGGGCGAGGCCAGAGUCUUCGCCUCCGUCUCCGCCGAUGGCUCCGUCCGAAUCUUCGAUUUGCGCGACAAAGAGCACUCCACCAUCAUCUACGAGAGCCCCCACCCCGACACCCCUUUGCUUCGUUUGGCUUGGAACAAGCAGGACCUGAGGUACAUGGCUACCAUCUUGAUGGAUAGUAAUAAAGUUGUGAUCUUGGAUAUUAGGUCCCCCACUACCCCUGUGGCGGAGUUAGAGAGGCAUCGUGGGAGUGUGAAUGCCAUUGCUUGGGCCCCUCAUAGCUCCACGCAUAUUUGUUCUGCCGGGGAUGAUACUCAGGCUCUUAUCUGGGAAUUGCCCACGCUUGCUUCUCCCACUGGGAUUGAUCCCAUGUGCAUGUAUUCUGCUGGCUGUGAAAUCAACCAGCUGCAGUGGUCCGCGGCUCAGCCUGAUUGGAUUGCUGUUGCUUUCGCCAACAAGAUGCAGCUUUUGAAGGUUUAA